GCCGAGCAGACACAAGAGCCAGGGACAGCUGUGGAAGCUGCAAUUGCUGAAGAAAUCGCGCCGGAGCCUGUCGACAGCACCGGAGCAACACACAUGGAGUGCAACGUCGAUGGUGCAACUGGUUCAACUGGCGGGCAGGAGAUGGACUCCCGCCGUGCAUGGAGGAAGACUCGUGUGAGCCGAAAGCAGUGGCGAUCUUUCCGGCCUGACGAAAAUUGA
Molecule: messenger RNA, 219 nt
Organism: Symbiodinium pilosum
Lineage: Eukaryota; Dinophyceae; Suessiales; Symbiodiniaceae
Source: the annotation of a GenBank genome assembly